CUCCGCCUGAACGAGACCAGGAGGCCGCGAGCGUGUGGGCGGGCGGCGCCCGUCCCGCCUCACCCGCCUGACCGCGGACUGACGGAGCCCCCGCCCGGCAGCCCCGGAGGCCGGGCCGGGGGGCUGAGUGCGGGGAAGCGGGAGCGACCCGGGGAGCGACUCUCGGGUCGGACGCGCCAGACCGCGGGGAACCGUCAGCAGUUCCGGGUCAGGAGGGCGCGAGCCCGCACCAACCGCCCGGCGCCAGGAAGAAGAACGGGAACUGGAGCAGCCGACCGACCGAAUGACCGGAGCCAGGCGGAGCCCAGGCCUGAGAACCUCCUCGCGUUAGCGCUUGGCACUCUGUCCCAUCCAAGUUCAAGUAACGUGCCUCCUGAGCUCCUGCACGUGUGUGGAUAAACGGAGGUCCUAGGUGCCCUUUGAAAACUACGCGCCAGGAGUAGAAAAUUAGAAGGAUCACUCAUACAUGACGGGGGGGAAAAAAAAGAAAAGUGAAAGAUUAUCUACACUGAUUAUUUUGUAGGAGUAAAGAAGGUGAACUAGAAAGGGGAAAAGAGACACAAGAAUGUCAGGCAACGAAGAAAGGAAGAGUCAAGGAAUUCCUGAAGAAGCUCUGGCUAAACAAGACAUAUCUUCAUUAACUGAUGCUGUCGAGCAAGUUGCACAGCAACAGCAAUCACAAGCAUCAGAAAUAGAAAAAAACAAAAAAGUUCUGUUCAAUUUGCAGAAUGAACUUCAUGAGCUUAAAACACAAAUAGCAUCUGUCUCUGCAGAAACUAAAGAAACGGAAAGGCAAAUUUAUCAGCAAGAUGCUGCCAUACAGACUACCAAACUUCAGUGUGGAAACCUGGAAAAUCAAAUCAAAUCCUUACAUACAGAAAAUGUGAAGCUUAAAUUUGACAUAGAGGCAGCACAAGAAGAUUUUGAGAAACAAAUGAUAAGAUAUAAUGAAUACUAUGCAAAAAUAAAAGCACAUAAAGAUAGUUUGAGAGAGGUAGAGAGCAAAUGGUCAUUCAUGACUGAACUCAAUGAGAAACGAGACCUUGUUAAAAAACUAAAGACAAUGAAAGAGGAACUUAUGCAGGAUCUCCAAAAUCCAGAAGGAAACCUGAUGAAACAAGUACAGGAAGACAUUAUAAACCUAAAGGAUAAAAUUAUAACUGUAAAAGAAUCCAUCAUUGAAAAAACUUGUUUUCUUGAGGAAGAAAAAAAGACACAUGAAAAAUUAAGAAAAGAAAUAGAGGUACAACAUAAGAGAUACGGUGCAAUUCUUAAGCGUUUGCACUGUCAGGUGAACAAGCUUCAGUCAGAUAGAAGACAAUGGCAAUGGAACAUUCAACAGCUGCAAAAAACUGCAGCUGAACUGAGAAAACGCAUUGCAACGGAAGAUUAACAUGGCCAAGGGUAAUGUAGUAUAGGGUAAUGCUGAGCACAGACUAUGCCACAAAAAUUAUGGGAUAGAAAGGUGAGAAUAUCCUUUGGGUCUUAACAAAUGACAUCCACUAUCAGAGGGCUCUCUUAAUGACAGAUAUGUUUUCUUUUCUUUGAAUCAGUCAUCUGUUUGCUGAAAUGCCUUCCAACCCGAUAAUUGAUAGCAAUAGAGAGACAAUAGGAAGGCUCACAGAAGAAUAGUGAAAGACUGUAUGAAUAUUUUGAGUGUAUAAGAUAUAUUGUACUCAUGAAUGCCUGUUUAUAAACAUGUUGCCUUCACUAGCACAUGAAGCAAAAAUUUAGAAGAAAAGAAGCAUUUGAAUUUACAGUGGUUUAAAUUGUUAAGAUAUUUUAAAUGGUUGUCUGUUUCAAACUACCUGCUUUUUACCCCUGGCUUCAAAGCAGUCCAUAAAUGUUGACAUUUAUAAUAAGGUUGUUAUGUGUUCAAGGCUUCAGAUAUUUACUUAGUUUUUCUCUUUUGUCCAGAAGGUAACAAUCAUUUUUCUUUGCUGUUGGAUAACAUAUUUUUAGAGUGUUGCAAUGUAUACAAUUUUUUGUUCACUUUUCUGUCUGUAUGUUCUUUCUUACUAUUCUAUAGCUAAAUUGAAUUUAUAACAUCAUGUAAGGCAAACAUACCAGCUCUUAAUGUUAACCAAUGUAGACUAACAUUUUUUUUCUCAUUGAAAGUCAUAUACUAUGUCCACAGCAACA
Molecule: messenger RNA, 2142 nt
Organism: Lagenorhynchus albirostris (white-beaked dolphin)
Lineage: Eukaryota; Metazoa; Chordata; Mammalia; Artiodactyla; Delphinidae
Gene: CCDC122
Product: coiled-coil domain containing 122
Exons: 8
Coding region: 566-1393 (275 amino acids)
Source: RefSeq, a predicted model, not a curated record